Molecule: messenger RNA, 1773 nt
Organism: Alternaria postmessia
Lineage: Eukaryota; Fungi; Ascomycota; Dothideomycetes; Pleosporales; Pleosporaceae
Exons: 3
Coding region: 1-1773 (590 amino acids)
Biological process (GO): Golgi to plasma membrane transport
Cellular component (GO): exomer complex
Molecular function (GO): protein binding
Source: RefSeq, a predicted model, not a curated record
AUGCGCGUGCAGGUCUACAUUCCCGGCACAGUGGAGAGUUACUGCAUCGACGAGCGCGGCGACAAGCGAGUGGCCACCGACGAACUGUGGUUAGAGACCUACCUGUGCAGUGUGCUGCGCGCAUAUUCCUAUGCCGACGAUGGCUCAGGCGACACUAUCAAGAAGAUUGUUGGUGUGCGAAGAUUCAACCCCAUCACAAGUACCGAGAGCGAACACAAGUUUCUGGAUGCGGCUGAGCGCCUGUUCUUCAACGGUUGGCAACUGGGAUCCGACCCUGAGAUCCAGGUCCCCAAUCUUGUCUCGAAUCACUUGACUACCGGCCUACUUGACUACAUCCACACAACCGGCAGGUAUACCUCAGGUAUCAAUCUCUUUGAAAAACUGCGAACUCGCGACCCGGAGAUCUCGUCACUACUAGCACGAGUAUACAUUGAAGCAGAUGAAGAGGUGCAGGCGGUCCAGCUGUUACACGAGGCGAUCCAGGAACUGCCCAUGGACUACUCCCUCCUCGAUUGUCAAGCCGAAUUUUGCAACAAAAAGGGCCGCGGUGAUCUGGCACUUGAGAUCGCUAAGAGGAGCGUUGUGUCUGCGCCUAGUGAGUUUGGCACAUGGGCGCGCUUAGCGGAAAUAUACGUCAGCCUCGAACAGUGGGAUAUGGCGCUGUUAACUCUAAACUCAUGUCCAAUGUUUACCUACCAGGACAAGGACGCGCCACGCAUGCCAGAGCCGCAGAGAGUCUUCCUGCCAGUCAUGCCCGAAGCCAUGUGCGACGAGAUUGAGGAUUCUAGCAUGGACGAUAUGGAGCUUGUGCACCCAACCCUGAGGAAACUGCACGCUGCAGGAUUCAAGGGUACAUUCCUAAAAGCUUAUAUUCUGCUCACCGAAAUCACAAAGAAAAUUGGAUGGGAUCAAUUACUCAAGAUAAGAAGCCAGGUCUUCGUCAUGGAGGAAGAAUAUCGUCACGAGAAGACCGCACAGGUACCGCAUUCUCGCAGCGCCAGCACAACAGCACUCCGCUCCCCUUCUCCGAACACGCAUGCUCAACAAAUGAAUGGCGAACAUGGCGAGGUUGAGGAGCGAUCCUCCGUAGAUGAAUCAAAUGCGAACGGCGAAUCAUCCUCCGCGGCUGCUGAAGCAGUUCACGACCUCGAGAAGCCCGGUCACACUGUUGCAUCCGAAGUCGUAAAGGCCGGCAGCGAAGAUCCGCACGCACACGAUUCCGCAAACAACGGCAACCCCUCGCAACCAAACUAUACACACUUCCAGAACAAGCGUCUUUGCGAACGCUGGCUUGACAACCUCUUCAUGGUCCUGUAUGAGGAUCUUCGCGUAUAUACGAUAUGGCGAACAGAGAUGGCACAGUACAGGCAGCAGCAACUCCUAUACAAGAAGAGCAGUGAGGAAUGGGAAAUUUUGGGUGAACUCGCUGAGAGACUGCAUCACACAGAAGAGGCCGUCGAAGCAUAUGAGAACUGUCUGCAAAUCAAGUUCUCGCCGAAAGCCAUGAGGGGUGUGUUGAAGUUGGGUGAGGAGAGAAAACAGGUUAGGGAUGUUACAGCCGCGCUGAUCAGAUUGGUCACUUGGCAGUAUCGAUGGUACUCUGAGUUCUCGCCAUCCCUCCUCUACACAAUCCGCAAACUCAUCGAGGAAGAGGGUGCCGUCAAGAUCCGCAGCAUCAUCCAGGGCACCUCCCUACCACAACACGUCCUCGAUCUCACACACCAGUAUGCGGCAUUGUGUGCUGCGUUCAGGAGCAGCGGUAGCGACGGUUAG